Loxodonta africana (African savanna elephant) is the source of this 2022-nucleotide messenger RNA. RefSeq names its product junctional sarcoplasmic reticulum protein 1 (gene JSRP1). NCBI's taxonomy places the organism in Eukaryota, Metazoa, Chordata, Mammalia, Proboscidea, Elephantidae. The record is from RefSeq and is a predicted model, not a curated record. Gene Ontology annotation, biological process: skeletal muscle contraction; regulation of ryanodine-sensitive calcium-release channel activity. Gene Ontology annotation, cellular component: sarcoplasmic reticulum. The transcript has 8 exons. Bases 1 to 1395 code for a protein of 464 amino acids.
AUGGCGCCGCCGCCGCCGCCCGCCUUUAUAGACGCUGCGCCCAGGCCACGCCCCACGCUGCUGGGAAUGCGCCCGCAGAAGGGACAGUUUCGGGUCCCGCCCCCCGCCCCCGUCACUCCGGGGGUGGGACUGCCGCGGUGCCGGGGACGCGCCGCGCGCGCCCUACCAGCCCCCACAGCCAGGCCUUGGGGCGGGGGCGGGGGCGUGGAGGUGGGGGACCCCUUUGGGGGGCCUCGCGGUGACCCCGUCUCCCGCCGUCAUCCCCGUUGCCCUUCACCCAGCGAGACCCCCUUCCCGCCUGAUGCUGCAGCUCCUGGAGUCGCCAUGACAACCAGGGCCUCAGAGGAGCUGGAUGGAGGCCUGGGCAGCUGCCAGGCUGGGGAGGACCUCUCUGCACUGGCUGACCCCUGCCCAGGCAAGGCCGGGGAGGACAAGGCUAGAGGGACACCCAGGCUGGCCGACCUCAGCAGCCAGCCUCAUGACUCCCCGGCAGCUGAUGGCAGUGUGGAUGCCAAGCCUAAGAAGAUGGAAAAGGAGUCUGUGGUCAAGGUGGCCCCAAGCCCUGGAAAGGAGAAGCUGAAAACUGGAGCAACGCCCCGCAGCGCCCCCGCGCGGAAGAAGGCGCAGGCCUUACCGCCCCCGCAGCCACCGCCGCCUCCGCCCCCGUGCGAGGAGUUGCCCUGGGGAGACUUGUCGCUCAACAAGUGCCUGGUGCUCGUCUCGCUGGUGGCGCUGCUCGGCUCGGCCUUCCAGCUGUGCCGCGACGCUGUAACCGGCAAGGUGGACGUCCCCGCACCCGCCCCUGAGCCGUGGGUACCGCCGAGCUCUGCCCAGAAGCCUCGAGAGCCUCUCCCGGUAAGCGCCUCCUACAGAGUCCCGCUGCCCGCCUUGCAGCCGAAGCGCGCAGCCGCGGCACCCGCACUGGCGCCGCCUGCGCCCCAGGCGGAGGCCAAGGCGAGGCCAGAGGCUCCCGGGAGCCGGGAGGCCAAGGAGGAGGACAAGAAAGAGGCCAGCAAGACCACCGGGGAGGCCCAGGUGGACCGAGGGCCCAAAGAAAAGACGUCUGGACGGGAGUGGAGGAAGGAGGAGAGGCCGCGGAAGGAGAAGGAGGAGAGGCCACGGAAGGAGAGGCAGAGGAGAGAGAAGGAGGAGAGGCCGCGGAAGGAGAGGCCGCGGAGGGAGGAAAGGCCGGGGACCGACAGGGAGCUGAGGGGAGGGCUGCCCCGGCGCGGGGAGGCACGUGAAGAGGGCCAUCGGCCGUGGGCGCGGGACUCUGGGGACCCCGAGCCCAGUAAGAGGCCGACGUGGGCCUCCAAGAGGAAGGGACAGACUUCCUCAGAAGAGGAGGAGCGUCCCGACCGCCAGAAGCACCGCACGGGCAAGGGGCGGGACUGAGCCGGGCCUGGGGGCUUUGCCCUACUCCCGGCAGAGGGCAAAAUAAAGCAAGUGCCCUGGCCAAGGUGUGGCACGUUUCCUUUCGCAUGGAGCCUGGGUUCUGAAUGAUUUAGGUGGGGAGCUUCGGGCUGGGGGGAGAGGAGGUGGGUGCUCAUGGGGUGACCUGGGAUGGCCACCUUGUUCAGAAAGAGGUCCCUGACCAAAAAAUAACCUUAACCCCAAACUCAUUGCCUUUGAGUGGAUUCUGACCAUAGCAAUUGUAUGUGACAUACUAGAACUGCUCCGCAGUGUUUUCUCGCUGUAAUUUUUGUGGCAGCAGCUUCCCAGGCCUCUCCUCAGAAGUGCUGUUGGAUGGUUUGGAAUAUCACCAACCUCUAGGUUAGGUGGUGCCAAGGAGUCCUCCGACUCAUGGCGCCCCCGUGUGUGCAGAAUGGCGCUGCUCCACAGGGGUGUCAAGGCUGUGACCUUUCAAAGCAGAUUGCCAGGCCUGUCUUCUUAGGUGCUUCUUGGCGGGUAGUCCAGCCCAAACUGUUUUUGACACCCAGUGCCUCCGCCUGUCCACAAACACGCACAGACACACCUGCAGGGCGUGUAUGGGCCUUUAUUGAGGGAGGCGUGGGGUGAGAA